Messenger RNA from Ilex paraguariensis (yerba mate), 846 nucleotides. The record is from the annotation of a GenBank genome assembly. NCBI's taxonomy places the organism in Eukaryota, Viridiplantae, Streptophyta, Magnoliopsida, Aquifoliales, Aquifoliaceae.
AUGAAGAAUAAUAGUAAUUCCAUUUUCAUUUUGGGGUCUCUGCUGUCUUUGCUUCUUUUCUUGCAUCCAACAUCAAUCACAGCUCAAGAAGUUGAGGAUGAGAGAGAAUUUGAUUACAGCGACGGAAGCCAGAAGGGUCCUAGACGAUGGGGAGAGCUCAAGAGAGAAUGGGAGGCCUGUAAGAAUGGGAAAAUGCAGUCUCCGAUAGAUAUGGCGAGUCAGAGGGUGGAGAUAAUGCGAAAGCCAGGACAAUUCAAGAGGAACUACAAGCCUAGCAAUGCUACUGUCAAGAACAGAGGUCAUGACAUAUCUCUUCAAUGGGUUGAUGGUGCUGGAUCGAUUCAGAUCAAUGGCACUGAGUACGUUCUCCAGCAAGCCCAUUGGCACUCUCCUUCAGAGCACACCAUCAAUGGCAGAAGGUAUGACAUGGAACUACACAUGGUUCAUCUAAGCUCUGACCCCAAUGUGAAAGACAAGAUAGCUGUUAUUGGUGUCCUCUACAAGAUUGGCCAACCAGAUAGGUUUCUCUCUAAGUUGGCUAGAAACGUAUCGUCUAUGAUGGACCAAAAGGAUGAAGAGAGACACUAUGGGGUGAUAGAUCCUAGAGAGAUCAAGAUUGGUAAUAGGAGGUAUUACAGAUACGUUGGCUCACUCACUGUACCUCCUUGUACUGAAGGUGUUAUUUGGACCAUCGGCAAAAAGGUCAGAACUGUUUCAAGAGAUCAAGUCAAGUUGCUUCGGGAGGCUGUUCACGAUUACGCAGCGAGGAAUGCAAGGCCAUUGCAGUCACAAAACAGUCGAGAGGUUCAUCUCUAUGGUCCAGACCCAAAUGAUACAAGCGGUUGA